Messenger RNA from Aspergillus sclerotioniger CBS 115572, 1008 nucleotides. Its product is annotated as NAD(P)-binding protein. The coding region runs from base 119 to 859 and encodes 246 amino acids. The transcript has a single exon. Gene Ontology annotation, molecular function: oxidoreductase activity. NCBI's taxonomy places the organism in Eukaryota, Fungi, Ascomycota, Eurotiomycetes, Eurotiales, Aspergillaceae. The record is from RefSeq and is a predicted model, not a curated record.
CCGCUCGAUCUCCGCUCGAUCUCCGGCUUUGUCCGCGAGCCAGAUCUGUCUAUAUAAAGGCGCCGACUGCCACCAACAGUAACAAUCAACCAGCAAUAACUUAGUUCGAUCUUAAAAUAUGUCUCUUUCAGAUCGCAUCAUUCUCAUCACUGGAGCUUCCAAGGGCAUAGGGAAAGCCAUCGCCCAACGUCUCGCCGCCGCCGGUGCGACUAUCAUAAUCAACUAUCUCAGUGAUUGCAACGGCGCCAACGAACUCGUAAACGAGAUCGGACCAUCUCGCGCCCUCGCCGUUCAAGCCGACGUCUCGAAGCCCAGCGAAAUCCGCCGCUUAGUGGAAACAGCUGUCUCCCGAUUCGGCCGCAUCGACACCAUAAUUCCAAAUGCGGGGAUAUUACCAAUGAAAGAUCUGGCAGCUACCACAGAGAGUGACUUCGACACUGCCUUCGCACUGAAUGUCAAGGGUCCAUAUUUCCUUGCCCAAGAAGCCGUGAAACAUAUGCCGCCGGGUGGGAGGGUGGUCUUCAUUUCGUCGACAGUCGCGGCUUUCUCGGGGGUGGCGCCGGCAUACUUGCUUUAUGCGUCGACCAAGGGCGCCAUUGAACAGAUGACAAGAUUGAUGGCAAAGGAUCUGGCGAAGAAGAACAUCACGGUCAAUGCGGUUGCGCCAGGACCAACGAAGACGGAGAUGUUUAUGAAGGGAAAGUCAGAGGAGCUGGUGAAGGGGAUUGCUGCCUCGAAUCCGUUUGGUAGAAUAGCAGAGCCCGAGGAGAUAACUGGGAUUAUUGCGUUUCUGUGUGGCGGGGAAAGUGGAUGGAUGACGGGGCAGGUGGUCAGAGUCAAUGGAGGGAUGCAAGUAUAAAGGAGCCAGUGUGGAAGAAAUCCGCAUAUACCCCUGGCGGUCAUCCGGCUGGAAGGGAAGGAACCCCACAAGCAAAUCCUGUAUAUAUGAGUAGAGGACCAAAAUGGAAUGACCAAACUACACAGAAAGUCGUGGUCCGUUGAAGAGUG